GAGUCCAGAAUGGCACCUAAAGAUUCAAAAAAAAGGAAAACUAAUUUGGAUGACCUUAAACGCGAACUGGAGUUGGAUGAGCAUCGUAUACCCGUCGAAGAUCUCUAUCGUCGUAUGAAAUGUGAUCCGAUCAAGGGUUUGACGACAGCACAGGCAAAAUCCAACUAUGAACGUGAUGGUCCAAAUGCUCUGACGCCUCCAAAGACAACGCCUGAAUGGGUGAAAUUCUGCAAUCAACUCUUUGGCGGUUUCUCUAUGCUCUUGUGGAUCGGUGCCAUCCUUUGCUAUGUCGCCUACACCAUUGAAGUCACAAAUAAUCCAGACAUUCUUGGCGAUAACUUAUACCUAGGUAUCGUACUGACCACUGUUGUAGUCGUAACGGGCGUCUUCUCCUACCUACAAGAGAGGAAAAGUAGCAAAAUCAUGGAGUCAUUCAAGAACUUGGUCCCUCAAUUCGCCCUAGUUAUCCGCGAUGGCCAAAAGAUAACCAUCAAAGCUGAACAGCUGACCAUCGGCGAUCUGGUGGAAGUCAAAUUCGGGGACCGUAUUCCUGCCGAUAUCCGUAUUUUAGAAGGGCGCCAAUUCAAAGUUGAUAACUCGUCACUAACGGGAGAAUCAGAGCCCCAGAGCCGCAGCCCAGAGUUUACCAACGAAAAUCCUCUUGAAACAAAAAAUUUGGCUUUCUUUUCAACCAACGCAGUUGAAGGUACGGCCCGUGGAAUGGUGGUCAACAUUGGCGACAACACGGUGAUGGGUCGCAUUGCUGGUUUGGCUUCUGGACUGGAAACAGGCGAAACCCCAAUUGCUAGGGAAAUUGAACAUUUCAUCCACAUCAUUACAGGAGUAGCCGUCUUCUUGGGCGUCUCUUUCUUCGUUAUCGCCUUGGUUUUGGGCUAUAACUGGUUAGAGGCUGUGAUCUUUUUAAUUGGUAUCAUCGUAGCCAAUGUGCCAGAAGGUUUGUUGGCCACUGUGACUGUCUGUUUAACUCUAACUGCCAAACGCAUGGCAAAGAAAAAUUGCUUAGUCAAAAACUUGGAGGCUGUAGAGACACUUGGAUCCACAUCAACCAUUUGCUCUGACAAAACGGGAACAUUGACCCAAAAUCGCAUGACAGUUGCCCACAUGUGGUUUGACAACAAAAUUAUUGAAGCUGACACUACUGAAAAUCAAAGCGGUGCCCAAUACGACAAAUCCAGCACCGGAUGGAAGGCUUUGUCCCGUGUCGCCUGUUUAUGUAGUCGCGCCGAAUUCAAAAAUGGACAGCAAGGUGUUGCUAUUAUGCAGCGCGACGUUAAUGGCGACGCUUCUGAGGCCGCAUUACUUAAAUGUAUCGAAUUGGCUACCGGCGAAGCCAUGGCCAUUCGAGCACGUAACACCAAAGUUUGUGAAGUUCCAUUCAACUCCAGCAACAAGUACCAGGUGUCCAUUCAUGAGAAUGAGGAUAAGAAAGACGGUCGUUAUUUCCUGGCCAUGAAAGGUGCUCCAGAGAGAAUUCUUGACCUCUGCUCGACAAUCUUUAUCAAUGGACAGGACAGACCUAUGGAUAAUGAAAUGAAAGAAGCUUUUAACGCGGCUUACAUGGAGCUGGGUGGAAUGGGUGAACGUGUCUUGGGUUUCUGCGAUUACCAUUUGCCUCUUGAUCAGUAUCCCAAAGGCUACAAAUUUGACGCUGAUGAAGUUAACUUUCCCAUCAGCGGACUACGUUUCGUCGGUCUCAUUUCCAUGAUAGAUCCACCUCGAGCUGCUGUUCCCGAUGCUGUUUCCAAAUGUCGUUCAGCCGGCAUCAAAGUUAUCAUGGUGACGGGUGACCAUCCUAUCACGGCCAAAGCUAUUGCUCGUUCCGUUGGAAUCAUUUCCCACGAUAGUGAAACGGUUGAAGAUAUUGCCCUCCGUUUGAAUGUACCAAUCAACAAAGUCAACCCUCGUGAAGCAACAGCUGCUGUCAUUUCUGGCUCUGAGCUGCGCGAUAUGGAUGCAGACCAACUUGACUCCGUUCUACGCCAUCACGCAGAAAUCGUUUUUGCACGUACAUCCCCUCAACAAAAGCUCAUCAUCGUCGAAGGUUGUCAACGUGCCGGUGCUAUUGUGGCAGUAACUGGGGACGGUGUUAACGAUUCGCCAGCCUUGAAGAAAGCCGAUAUUGGUGUGGCUAUGGGUAUCGCCGGCUCAGAUGUUUCCAAACAAGCUGCCGACAUGAUUUUGCUGGAUGACAACUUUGCUUCAAUCGUGACCGGUGUAGAAGAAGGCCGUCUUAUCUUUGAUAAUUUAAAGAAAUCUAUUGCUUACACGCUCACUUCAAACAUUCCGGAAAUCUCACCGUUUUUGGUCUUCAUCUUAGCCGAUAUUCCGCUGCCAUUGGGCACUGUUACUAUUCUCUGCAUCGAUCUCGGAACAGAUAUGGUGCCGGCCAUUUCAUUGGCGUACGAAAAGGCUGAAGCAGACAUCAUGAAAAGACGCCCACGUAAUCCGAAGACUGAUAAUCUUGUUAACGAUAGGUUGAUCUCAAUGGCUUAUGGUCAAAUCGGUAUGAUGCAAGCAUCGGCCGGUUUCUUUACCUAUUUUGUAAUUAUGGCUGAGAACGGCUUUUUUCCCAGCUACCUCUUUGGUAUCCGUAGGCAAUGGGAUUCAAAAGCCAUAAACGAUCUCCCAGAUUCAUACGGACAAGACUGGACUUACGAUAAUCGCAAGAAAUUGGAAUAUACCUGUCAUACAGCAUUUUUCAUUUCGAUCGUCGUCGUUCAAUGGGCCGAUCUAAUCAUUUGCAAAACUAGACGCAAUUCCCUCUUCCAACAAGGAAUGCGCAAUCAUGUUCUCACCUUCGGUUUGUUCUUCGAGACUGCCGUCGCAUGCCUCCUCUCCUACACCCCUGGCAUGGACCAAGGUCUUCGUAUGUAUCCUCUUAAGUUGAACUGGUGGGUACCCGCUAUGCCUUUCUCCAUACUGAUUUUCGUUUAUGACGAGAUCCGAAAGCUAAUUCUUCGACAGCAUCCAGGGGGAUGGUUAGACAAAGAAACCUACUACUAGGACACAAUUGUUUUGAGGCGAUUUCAAACAUCCUCCUUGACAGCUGCGCAAGGGCUGAAUGAAAAUAUUAAAAAAAAUGUCUCUAAUUAGUCCAGCGAUAAAACGCAUUUGUUACAUUAUUCAACAUCAAGUAAUAAGAUGUGGUUUGAAAUCAUUAACCACAAUAACGCCCAUUGAACAACUGUAAUAGCAAACAUAACUGCCCCUGUUCAAAACAAUCCAUUUAUGAUAAAUAUAGAUGUGUGACGUUGUCUCGGA
Messenger RNA from Daphnia magna, 3282 nucleotides. Its product is annotated as sodium/potassium-transporting ATPase subunit alpha-B. Gene Ontology annotation, cellular component: membrane. Gene Ontology annotation, molecular function: ATP binding; ATP hydrolysis activity; P-type sodium:potassium-exchanging transporter activity. The record is from RefSeq and is a predicted model, not a curated record. NCBI's taxonomy places the organism in Eukaryota, Metazoa, Arthropoda, Branchiopoda, Diplostraca, Daphniidae. Gene Ontology annotation, biological process: intracellular potassium ion homeostasis; proton transmembrane transport; potassium ion import across plasma membrane.